Molecule: messenger RNA, 1265 nt
Organism: Oppia nitens
Lineage: Eukaryota; Metazoa; Arthropoda; Arachnida; Sarcoptiformes; Oppiidae
Product: alanine--glyoxylate aminotransferase-like
Exons: 3
Coding region: 72-1265 (397 amino acids)
Cellular component (GO): peroxisome
Molecular function (GO): L-alanine:glyoxylate transaminase activity; L-serine:pyruvate transaminase activity
Source: RefSeq, a predicted model, not a curated record
AGUAGUAGUAGUAGUAGUAGUAGUAGUAGUAGUAGUAGUAGUAGUAACUUAGUAGCCCUGUUUUAAUAACAAUGACUAAACUGGACAGUUAUGUUGAACCGCCGGAACAGUUGGCUAAGCCAUUGGAAAUAGAGGGACGGCUACUAAUGAAUGCCGGACCUAAUAAUAUGGAUAACAGAGUUAUUGCAGCCAUGACUCAGCCGAUUGUCCAUAUUAUGGAUAAGCAAUUUUUUCAGGUACAACAGGAUAUCUGUGCCGGAAUUCGCUAUGUAUUUCAAACUCGCAAUCAUUAUUCAAUGGCAAUGACCGGUUCGGGUAGUUUUGCUAUGGAAGCUGGUCUAUGCAAUCUACUGGAACCGGGCGAUACGUUGCUGGUGGCCAUACAUGGUUAUUGGGGCGAACGAGUGGCCAGUAUGGGUCGCAAACGUGGCUACAAUGUGGUAGAGUUGAAGACUAAACGACACGGCAAUGAUGUGUUUACUGUACAGCAAAUUGAAGACGCUAUCAAACAAUGUAAGCCACAGCUUCUGUAUAUAUGUCACGGAGAUUCAACUGUAUGUACGCUACAACCAUUAGAGGGUAUAGCACAGGUAUGUCACGACAACGGCUGUCUGAUGAUGGUCGAUGCCAUACUGUCGCUGUGCUGUACACCGCUCAAUGCGGACCAGUUGGACAUAGAUUUGGUGGUCGGAGCUUCGCAAAAGUCAUUGGCGGCACCGCCCGGUUUGGCAUUGAUUAGUCUUAGCGAUCGAGCGGUAAGACGCUUAAAGAAUCGGACCGUUGAUGUCGAUACGUUUUGUUUGGACUUUAAACUGUUGGCCCGGGCCUGGUGUCUGGACGGUGACAAUAACUAUCAGUUUAUGUAUCACUAUUCACCGGCAACUGUAUUAUUAUAUGCGCUUCGGGAGGCACUGGCAAUGGUUGCCGACGAAGGUCUGGACAAUGUUAUCCAUCGACACCGCGAUGCACACCAAUAUCUUCAACAGUAUAUGACCGAAGAGCUGGGUUUGCAGUUGUUUGUCGAGCGGCCUGAAUACCGACUGCCGGGUCUGCUGGCAGUAUGUGUACCCGAGGAUGUGGUCAGUGACAAAGUGGUCAGCUAUCUGAAUGAUAAACACCGGAUUACGAUUACGGGUGGAUUGGGACCGACUUUUGGCAAAGUUUGGCGCUUAGGGUUUCUCGGGUCUAACGCUAAUCGGACGAGUGUCCAGAAAUUGUGUACCGCUUUGGCCGAUGCAUUGAUUGUAUUGCGAAACAAAAAUUAA